Messenger RNA from Paramecium sonneborni, 468 nucleotides. The record is from the annotation of a GenBank genome assembly. NCBI's taxonomy places the organism in Eukaryota, Ciliophora, Oligohymenophorea, Peniculida, Parameciidae.
AUGGAUAUCAGCGCGUUCUUAUACGACAACUUACCUCAACCUUAAGGAAAUAAUGAUCUGAUUCAAGAAGAAUGUCAUCAAUACCUUUCUAAAUUGAAUUUUAAUAAAACUUUAUUCAGAAUGCAAAGUCCUGAACCUUCUAUUCAAGAUGAUUGUUUUUAAAAUGAAAAUGACUCUUUUGAUGUUAAUUUUGGAGAUUUUAAAUAUGUUAACGAUGAAAAGAAAUAUCCUUCUGAUGAAGAGGGAGAUAUUUAAUGUUUAAAGAAAAUUUAAAAGGCUAAAAAGUUGAAGAAAAAGAGUAAAGAUAGAUAUGGGCCUCUUUCAGAAAAGGAAUUUAUAGAAAUAAUGAAAAAACUAGAAUAGUGCCAGUAAGUUAUGAAUAUGAUUGACAACAUGUCGAUGAUAUUGAACGGAUUUAAGGUCUAGUUAUAGAAACAAGGGAUUUCAGCUCUUUAGCGACAUAAGUGA